Molecule: messenger RNA, 4791 nt
Organism: Prorocentrum cordatum
Lineage: Eukaryota; Dinophyceae; Prorocentrales; Prorocentraceae
Source: the annotation of a GenBank genome assembly
AUGCAGCUGCGCGGGCGUCCCACCUUGGCUGCAGUUGCGAAUCUCCUUCUCGGAGCCACGAUCCUGGACACAUCCGCAAGGGCCGAGGACAUUUGGCUCACUUCCAUCCAGCCUUUCACUGGGGCCGACUGGGACGCCGGCAUAUCCAUGCGCAUCGGCGGCCAGAUCAUGUUGGAGGAAAUUAACAAUAAUCCUAACGUUCUGCCAGGCUAUACGCUGAGGGUUGCGUGGCAGGAUGGCCUGUGUGCCAGGGGUAGGGCUGUGGAGAUAUUCCUCAGGAACUUGUACGAUCGAGAGUACCCUUACAUUUUUGCGCCUGGCGUAGCCCUCGAGGACCUAAACACGGACAACGAAUCAGCCAUCACAACCGAAGAUGUAGAGCAGUUCUAUGAAGUGUGGAACGCCACGGUGGUGUCCUCGAAGUCUGUCGGUCUGUUGGGAUCUGGCUGCUCUGGCGGGGCCAUGGACAUCGCAAAAACUGCGUUCUAUGCACGGGUGCCCAUGGUGUCCAAUAGCGCCACACGCGGAUCUUUGAGCGACAGAAGUGCGUAUCCCAACUUCUUCAGGACCAUCAUGCCGGACUCGGUCUUCGGUGCAGCUUGGGUGGCCACAGCAAGGAAUUUGGGCCACGUCAGAAUAUCAGCCUCUUGCGGAGAAACGGCGCAAUGGGGAUCGGACGUGAUAAAGGUGGGCGUGGCUGCAGACGACCAAGGUGUGACUCUCGAAGGUCAGCCCUUCGAUGAUCUUGGCACGUGGCGCGGCUACCAGAUCAGCUCGGAUUCGGUCACUGCUGCGGAAGAAGCGGCGGGUCUCCUGAAGCAAGGUGCCAGUGAUGGAUACGUAUCCCGUUUUGUCAUUCUCCAGAUGUACCAGCCAAGGGCCAGGUUGCUCAUGUGCGCGGCCCACCAGAUCGGUUACAAGAAUGUGAUUUGGAUGGUUACGGGCUGGUUCACAGCGGGGUGGUGGUAUGAGUCGACCGUCAGCGGCUGCACGGCGGAGGAGGGCUUCCAGGACGAGUGGCUGUCGCGGCAGGGCGCCACUAUGGAGGACCUCGGCAUGCGGCCCGAGGGGUACACUCCAGCCCUGGAGGCAGCCACGACAGCAGACGCUGUCUGCAUGUAUGCACAGAUGCUGCACCAGCUGGUGGAGGUCGAAGGCGUCCAGCUUGACGACCUGAGAGAACGCACCCCCUCUGCCUACCUCGCCGUGAUGGACGCUUUUGCGGCGAGCAACUUCUCCGGCGUCAUCGGCCAGGUCAAGUUUGCGCCGAAUUCGCCUGACCCCGAGGGAUCCGUCAAGUUGGAGCAGUUGCAGAACGCGGGCACGUACAGGCAGGUGGAGUUCGCCUCGUUCCUGGAUGGGGUCCUCUCCUUUAGUGGCGUUGGUCUCAAGUUUGGUUUACCCAACGAAUCGGACAUUGUGGCCUUACCAGCAACUGUGACCCACUUCGCAACCUGCACGGGAGAGUUGUCUUUGGAUUUCGAGGCCAACGUGUGCGUGCCGUGCAGUUCGGAGCAGGUGUGGCUGCAGGAGGGCGGUUUCUGCGCGUGUGCAUCGGGGUAUUUCAAAAAUGCGGCAGGGGCUUGUGAGCUGUGCUCGCCAGGGACCUUCACCAGCACCCCAGGCUCGAGAGAGUGUACCAACUGCUCAGAGGGCCACUUCGCCGCGGCCAGCGGGCAGACUGCGUGCCAGGAGUGCACCCUCGGCCUGUACUCGAGCACGCCGGGCCUGUCGGCAUGCACGGCCUGCGUGGAUGAGGACAGGCCUGACAGCGACCGCUGGUCCACGUGGAAGUCAGACGGGUCUGGCGGGUGGCUGCAGAGCACGGGUGCGACGUCGAGAGAGGGAUGGUGUGGUUGCGACGACGGUUCGUACCUCGACGGGGACGUCUGCAGGAUCGUCAGCGUGCUUGACGCCAUGAAGGUCCCGUGGCCCUCGCCGUUCCGCGAGUGGCUGGCCGUAACGGAGGUGUUCGUGUUCAACACGGGCUCCAUGGGCCUGGAGUGCGUCCUGCCCACGAGCCCCAUCUGGGCCUACUGCGAGAAGCUUGUCCUGCUGCUCUUCAUGCUCUCGUUCGGCGAGCGCAAGGCGGCGCUCUACUGCUCCGUGGGGGCGGUGGUGUUCUCCGUCUUCAUCGCCAUCUCCAGGAUCAUCUUCGUGCCGUUCGAGUGCGAGACCCACCCCAACGGAGAGUCGACGCUCGAGCUGUCCCAGGAUGUCUUCUGCUACGACAGCGGCGACCACUGGGUCAUGGUCGCCAUCGCCAGCGUCGGAGCCGUGGUCCCCACAGGCUUCAUCGCGCUUGUGCUGUGGGUGCUGCACCAGCUUCCCAAGCGUGUCCUAGCGGGCGACACGAACUUCAUGAAGUGCUACACGUUCCUGUUCUGCCGCUUCCGCCCAGGUGGCUACUGGUAUGUCGGGGUGCUCGUAAUCCGCAACUUGCUCAUCGCCCUGGUGCCAAUCGUGGGCGACGCCAGGGUGCAGCUUAUCCUCGUCUUUCUCUUUCUGAUGCCGUCGAUUGUGAUCACUCCGCAUUUCUUGCCAUGGAGAAGCCCUAUCGGCAAUGUCAUGGAGGAGGGUUCCAACUUGGCCAUCCUGUGCAUCCUUUUCCUGGGGAGCCUUCUGCUGCCCACCACCGACCAGGCGGGUCUUGCGGUCGGCUGCUGCCUGCUCGUCGGCGCGAUGGUGCUGUGCCUCGGCGCGGCCGCCAGCUUGGGAGCCAUCGCGCACGUCCGCAACCUCAGGGGCAACAAGUCCAUAUCCUUCUUCCUGUGCCACCACAAGUCCUCGGGUGUUGCCAUGGCGCGCGUGCUCAAGUGGAAGUGGAGGGGCUCGACCGGCGUGGACGACACGUUCAAGCGCGUACACCUGCAGGCCGACGUCCAAGGGAUCUCGACCAGAUCGCUGGGGGACGUGGCGGACUCGGACAUGGUGGUCGCGAUCUGCACGUCGGAUAUCCUCGGAAGCCCGUGGUCCAUGGGCGAGCUGAUGGUGGCAAAGGGCAAACGCAUCCCGACCGUCAACUUGCAGUAUCCCGACUUCGCCUAUCCAGACCAGAAGCGCAACCACGUGGACCGCAUUAAGGGGCUGCACGAGCUCACCCACCUCGGCAUGAACGCCGACUCCGUGCUGACCGUGCUCGACUGGAUGCCGACCAACCCGCAGGUGAGUCUGCCGGACAGCCUUACCACCGCGGGCCUGACCAAUCUUGCCGACGACCUCUUGAAGCUCCGACGCCUGGGGGGGUCCAGCGACCCGUCGCUCAAGUGGAAGGGCGAAGGCGACCAGGACGCGCCCGUGGACGCCGCGUGCACCCUGAUCGUGGACACCCUCAGCCACGAGGCGUUCUGCGCGGCGCUGCUCCUCAAGGAGAUGAUCGAACACCUGGUCGUGGGCCAGGGCCUGAGGCUGCGCAUCCUCGGGGAGGGGGAGCCGAUCCCCAAGGCCUGCAGGCAGGCGAUCGUCGUCUGCUCGGUCGGGUGCUUCGGCACGGACCGCCUGACCUCGGCGCUCAUCGAGGCCGACGGGUCGGUGGUGCGGCUCGUGCCCGUCAUCGUCGAGCCCGGCUUCGAGCUGCCCUCCGCGACGAGCAGGGCGCACACGCGGGCCAACAGGGAGCGUGCCACGCUCGCCCGCGUCAUCGACGUGGUGGACAAGGUGUUCCUGGAGAACGAGCUGUUCUUUUUCCCUCGCGACAGCGCGCAGGUGCUCAACCUGCGCCUGCAGGAAGUCGCGGACGCGCUGCUCGCCGAGGCGGGCCGCGAGCCUGCGGGCCUCCCGGGAGCCGCGAGCGACGGGGGCCCGAGCGGUGGAGCCGGAGGCGACGGAGCGGCAGAGCUGGGCGAGGAACGCAAUGAUCAGGAGGGCAUCCCUCUCUAGAUGCGAGCGCCGAUGUCAUUCGUAUGCGAGGGCAUCCCUCUCUCAGGAGUGUUGAGUGGACGGCGUGCGCGUCGUUCGUGUACGAUGUACGAGGCUGCGGUGGGCCGCGGUGGGCAGGGGAUGCCCGGGGCGCGCGCGCCGAGCCGCGGCGUGCCUCCGCGGCCGCGUGCGGAGGGAGCUCGCUCUCUCGAGCCAGGAGGGGCCCCGCCGGAGUCCCGCGCUCGCCGAACCUCGGCUCGUUAUCGACUCUGAGAGACUCGAGCGGUCGAGGUCUGCCUGUUUUUCCUGGCCCGCGCGGGCCCCCUCCUCCCCCGUGCUCCGCUCCCUCUUGCUCCGCUCCCUCUUGCUCCUCUCUGUCUUUUUUUUUUUUUUUUUUUUUUUUCUCUCUCUCUCUCUCUCUCUCUCUCUCCUCCUUCCUACCCGAGCGAGCGCGCGGCGGCUCCCGUGGAGAGUCCGCCGGCUGACGUGCGCUUUUUUCAGCUUAGCAUCGCUCGGGCGUGUGCAUUUCUCCAUCGGGCCAGAAGAGGGUUGCUGUCAACAACAAGUGUUCCCUGCCUGGGCCGCGUCUUGUAGCGCCGCUUUUUUUUUUCAGGCCACACGGUCCCGCCUGCGCCUGGCACGGCGGUGCAUGCGAGAGUGAUAAUUCGCGUGGGAUUUUUAGCAGACGGGAUUUUGAUUACAUACGGGCGUAGACUAGAAAGAAUGGCAUCUCGCAAGCGCGCGCCAGAAUACAUAAUUUCUAAAAACGUGUCCGGGCACCGGUCAUAAUGCGCCCAUACGCGGACGAUGUGGCGACAUGGGCGCGCAUUGUCGCCGAUGAGCCAUUGCGCGCGCGUCUGAAUUGAUGUCAUAUGUUUAUAGAUAACGCAUGCUAGCGCACUGAAUAGACGACGGCCACACGACAAUUACGCU